UAGAAAGAAGGGCUACCUCCACUGUAAUCGCAACUUCUUCUGUCUCAGCCUCCACUCCUGCGUCUGUAAGCAAGCAAAUUGGGGCACAAAAACAUGGGGAAGAAGACUAAGAAGGCCGGUAAAGGAAAGGAGAAAACUGAGAGAAAAACCGCAAAAGCAGAGGAGAAGAAAGCACGACGAGAAGACAAAAAGCUCUCUCCUGAAGACGACAUCGACGCUAUUCUCUUGAGCAUACAGAAGGAAGAGGCUAAGAAGAAAGAGGUCAAUGUUGAGGAAAAUGUGCCAGCGCCAUCUCCUAGGUCAAAUUGCUCGCUCACUAUAAACCCCUUGAAAGAAACUGAGCUGAUACUCUAUGGAGGCGAGUUUUAUAAUGGCCAGAAGACAUAUGUAUAUGGCGACCUAUACCGAUAUGAUGUCGAUAAGCAGGAGUGGAAGUUAAUUUCAAGCCCGAACAGUCCACCUCCUCGCAGCUCUCAUCAGGCAGUUGCUUGGAAGAAUUAUCUCUACAUAUUUGGUGGUGAAUUUACAUCUCCAAAUCAAGAGCGGUUUCAUCACUACAAGGACUUUUGGAUGCUGGACGUGAAAACUAACCAAUGGGAACAGUUAAAUUUGAAAGGAUGUCCUACUGCACGUUCUGGUCAUCGUAUGGUAUUAUACAAGCACAAGAUUAUCAUUUUUGGUGGCUUUUAUGACACUCUACGUGAAGUAAGGUAUUACAAUGAUCUCUAUGUGUUUGACCUCGAUCAAUACAAGUGGCAAGAAGUAAAGCCUAAGCCUGGUGCAAUGUGGCCUACAGCUAGAAGCGGUUUCCAGUUUUUUGUUUAUCAAGAUGAGAUAUUCUUAUAUGGUGGUUAUUCAAAAGAAGUCUCAUCAGAGAAAAGCUCUGAGAAAGGAAUAGUUCAUGCAGAUUUGUGGUGUCUUGAUCCCAGAACUUGGGAAUGGAACAAAGUGAAGAAAAUUGGGAUGCCUCCUAGCUUCCGUGCUGGAUUUUCGGUUUGUGUCCACAAAAAGCGUGCUUUGCUGUUUGGUGGUGUCGUCGACAUGGAAAUGGAAGGUGAUGUAAUGAUGAGUUUAUUCUUAAAUGAACUCUAUGGCUUCCAGUUAGAUAAUCGCCGCUGGUACCCCAUAGAGUUACGAAAAGAGAAAUCAUCGAAAGAUAAGGCAAAGAAGAGUUUGGAGGCAAAACCAAUGGCAUCUAAUGAUGAUGAUGAUGAGAUGGAAUCAGCAGAAGAAGAUGAAUUAUCGGCCAUUGUUGACGCGGCAGGCUCUUAUGAUGGAAUAUCUGAACGUAUGGCAGCAGGUCUAACUGUUGAGGGAAAUAAUAAGGCUAAAGCUAGACUGGAUCCACAAGUUUCUGUCUCAGAAGAGGUUGUAAAACCAUGUGGACGUAUUAAUUCUUGUAUGGUCGUUGGGAAGGAUACAUUAUACAUAUAUGGUGGCAUGAUGGAGAUAAAAGAUAAAGAAGUUACUCUUGAUGAUUUGUACUCGCUUAAUCUUAGCAAACUUGACGAGUGGAAGUGUAUCAUUCCGGCUAUGGAUGUUGAUGGAUCAGUGAAUGUGGGAGAAGUUGUGGCAAUGAUAAAAGGAGGAGGAAAAUCUCUCCGAAGAAAAGAGAAACGAGCUCGGAUAGAACAGAUUAGAGCUAAUCUUGGACUCUCAGAUUCACAGAGAACCCCAGUGCCUGGAGAAACUUUGAAGGAUUUCUAUAAGCGUACUAAUAUGUACUGGCAAAUGGCUGCCUACGAGCACACUCAACAUACCGGAAAGGAGUUGCGGAAGGAUGGUUUUGAUCUUGCGGAAACUCGGUAUCUGGAGCUCAAACCCAUUCUAGAUGAGUUGGCAAUACUUGAGGCAGAGCAAAAGGCUGAAGAAGCAGAAGGACCUGAGACUAGUGGUAGCUCUAGAAAGGGAGGAGGUAUUGCAAAGAAGAAGAGAUGAGAGGUUUUGCUGCUUUAGCAGAAAGUAUCAUAUAAUACAGUUGAAUAUCAGUUUUGAAGUAUGAUUCUUUCGUUACCUACUUAAUGCGAGGCUGUGACGCUUUUGUAACAAUUUUGAACUCUUUGAACUUAUCAAACUUUGAGCCAUUAUUAACUCUCGAUAAAGAAUUUUUAGCCAAACUUGAUCAGAUCCUAAA
Messenger RNA from Thlaspi arvense, 2134 nucleotides. NCBI's taxonomy places the organism in Eukaryota, Viridiplantae, Streptophyta, Magnoliopsida, Brassicales, Brassicaceae. The record is from the annotation of a GenBank genome assembly.